AGUAGUUGCAUGUUACUAUGCGCUUGCAAAAUCUGUCACAGCCCCACUUCAGUACCUUGCCAACAGGAGCAACGCUAACGCCAACCCUGUGUGUCGAUCAUUUGUCGCAUUGGAUUGGUUAGACGGCGGCAAUUCAGGGCUCAACUCAGCUAACCACUCUCCUGUUUCCCCGCGAUACAAAAAGCUAGGAGAAAAUAGUUUCCUUUUUUAGAAUCUGCGUCUGUAAAGUUGUUGAAGCUUUUUUUUUUUAGUAUUAACCAGUCUUUGGUUUUGUGCGCGGUUUUCACGUUUCUUCCAACGCCAGCCGGCUACACAGAGGCAUCAUAAAGAGCAGGAUGUUGUCUAACGUUAUGUGGGCAAACGGAGGCUUUGGCAGAGCUCAUGCCAACCUUUUGCGCGAGCACAGCGUUGCAAGUCAGUUUCACUUUCAGGAUGGGAAUACUCCAGACACAGCUGGAACAUGACUGCACAAAAAAAAACCCUGUAUCCUUUGCGAUGCUGCAGCAUUCUUUCCGUGUGUAAUGUAUUGCCUGUAGCGCCUUAUGGGGCAGCAUCCCUCUGAGUGUGGGAUACCAUGGAGCAGCUAGAAGAGGAACUUACGUGUCCAGUCUGCUGCGGUCUCUUCGAAGACCCACGGGUUUUGCUGUGCUCACACAGCUUUUGCAAGAAAUGCUUGGAGGGACUCUUGGAGGGGAACCGAGGUCCCGCUUUCAGAACCCCUUUGAAAUGCCCAACAUGCCGCAAAGAGACCCCUCACAAUGGCGCAAACAGCCUGCAGAUCAACUACUCUCUACGCGGAAUAGUGGAGAAGUACAGCAAAAUAAGGGUUAUGCCUAAGAUGUCUGUUUGUAAACAACACUGCAGCCAGCCUCUAAACAUAUUUUGCGCAACGGACUUAAAACUAAUUUGUGGCUUUUGCGCAACAACAGAUGACCACAAAGGGCAUAAAUUCUGCUCCUUGGAAGAGGCAUAUGAACGAGAGAAGGAGGCGUUUGAAGAGCUGCUUCGCGGGGUGGAGAGCUGGCAGAGCGCAGACAUCCUGUCCUGCCUGGAGACACUACAAGCCAGUAAGAAAAAGGCGCUUCAGUCGGUGACCAAGGACGCAGAGAAGGUAACAGACUAUUUCGACAAACUCAUCAGUGGCCUUGAAUGCAAAAAGAAUGAGAUCCUCUCCGAUUUCGAAACACUGAAGCUGGUGGUGUUGCAAGCAUACGACCCGGAGAUCACCAAGCUGAGCGCAGCGAUGGAGGAGCACAGACGGGCGCUCAGCAUCGCUGAGUCUUUCAGGAGCGUCUCCGACCCCCUGUGCUUUCUGCAGCAGAUGCAGGAGUUUCGGGAGAAACUGGGGGUCCUCAAGGAGACUCUCCUGCCCUCUCAGAAAGACAUGGAGGUCGGUCCACUUGUGCGCAAUUUCGAUGUCAAAAAGUGGGACUCGCUGAGGCUCAGAGAAGUGGACAAGAUCUCGGUCCCCCACGAGAAUGGCUCCUACCGAGCGGGGGGCUCACGGAUGGCAGUGCCGAGAUGGAUCACCUUAUUUCUGAGUUUGUUUCUGCCGACCUGUCUCCUGCUGCAGCUGCACAACCUUGCAGCCUACGUGCCUUCGCAGGUUGAGCCAUUUCUCACUACAGUUUCCUCGCACCUCGCUCACACUGGCGUCUACCUGCAGGAAAUGACUGGCGUGUGCACAAGUUUAAUGGGUGCAGGUCAGGAUUGUGUCGUGAACCUAAUUGACUCUGCUGUCAAUUUUAUUGGCAGUUGUAAGUUGUUUAAUUAUUAGCCUGUGGCAUCCGUGCCACACACUCACAGCUACAAAUGAUCCAUGUCACCCGUGAGGUGCAUUAAACUAGUGACAGAUAUGCACCUGUUUAUUUACUGUCUUUUGUCUUUGCUUUUUUUUGUGCCAAAUCUAUACCUCAAUGAAGCCAUAGAAUCAAACAGAAUCAAUCCUUUAUCCACUGAGAUUGUAUCCUACAUUUACAUCAGAUAGACACUAAAUCCGUAUUUCGAAUCUAUUUUCUCUCUUUUUUUUAAAUACUAAAUGACACUUUUUUUUUUACUUGUCCAUGAUGAUCUUGCAAAAAUAAAACUGAGAAAUGUAA
Messenger RNA from Morone saxatilis (striped sea-bass), 2099 nucleotides. It is a transcript of the gene trim13, whose product is annotated as tripartite motif containing 13. Gene Ontology annotation, molecular function: zinc ion binding. The record is from RefSeq and is a predicted model, not a curated record. The transcript is spliced from 2 exons. NCBI's taxonomy places the organism in Eukaryota, Metazoa, Chordata, Actinopteri, Moronidae. Gene Ontology annotation, biological process: positive regulation of canonical NF-kappaB signal transduction; innate immune response; positive regulation of macroautophagy. Bases 575 to 1777 code for a protein of 400 amino acids.